Messenger RNA from Hemicordylus capensis (graceful crag lizard), 2651 nucleotides. It is a transcript of the gene MON1A, whose product is annotated as MON1 homolog A, secretory trafficking associated. Gene Ontology annotation, biological process: protein targeting to vacuole; vesicle-mediated transport. The record is from RefSeq and is a predicted model, not a curated record. Bases 147 to 1796 code for a protein of 549 amino acids. The transcript is spliced from 7 exons. NCBI's taxonomy places the organism in Eukaryota, Metazoa, Chordata, Lepidosauria, Squamata, Cordylidae.
CUGACUGCAGCUGGCAAGGCUUAGGCAACUCCGCCGGCAGUAGCAAGAGAGGAAGAAGAAGAGGAAGAACCACCAGACGCUCCCUGACGCUUUGCGUGCUUCAGCAGCCUGUUCCUGUCAAAUCCGUUCUUAUCGGCUUCCAAGGCAUGGCUGCUGAUGUUCAUAAGAAGAAGGGCGGAGAGGUGCCCAAUGGGUCCUUGGGCCCAGCCGAUACACAGCACGCUGAGAGGUCAGAAAGUCCAACACCAGGACUGGUUCAGGGAACAGAACCAGGGGCAGGCCAGGAGGGAGCCAUGUUUGUUCAUGCCCAAUCCUAUGAGGACCUGACCAGCACAGAGAAUCAGGAUGCAACAGCCCAGAGCCCAAAUGAGAGGGAAGAGGUCCAGGCUGACCAGACAAAGAUUGAAGAGAUCAGCAAGGACUUCACUGAGUUGAGCACUCAGCUUAAUGGCAUAGCAGUGGAUUUGGGCGAAGAUAUUCGGCAGAGCAAAGAGGACAAGCUGGACCUCUCACCAAAGGCCUCGCGCCAUGACUCAGUCCUGUCAGAGAAGGAGGAAGAGGAUGUAACCAUGGAUGCCUGGCGCAUGCACCAGAAGCAUGUCUUUAUCCUGAGCGAGGCAGGCAAGCCAGUGUAUUCCCGCUAUGGAUCUGAAGAGGCCUUGUCCAGCACUAUGGGGGUGAUGAUGGCUCUAGUGUCCUUUCUUGAAGCACAGAAGAAUGCCAUCAAGUCUAUUCAUGCAGAUGGCUAUAAGGUGGUGUUUGUGCGCAGAAGUCCCCUGGUGCUAGUUGCUGUGGCUCGGACACGGCAGUCAGAGCAAGAAAUUGCUCAAGAACUCCUUUAUAUCUACUACCAGAUCCUCAGUCUCGUGACAUGGACCCAGCUCAACCACAUCUUCCAGCAGAAACAGAACUAUGACCUGAGGAGACUACUAGCAGGCUCAGAGCGAAUCACGGACAACUUGCUAGACCUGAUGGCCAGGGACCCCAGCUUCCUGAUGGGGGCUGCACGUUGCCUACCUAUGCCUGCGGGAGUCAGGGAUGUUGUGAGCACUUGCCUCCAGCAAGCCAAAGCUAGAAGUCUUGUGUUUGCCAUCCUCCUGUCCAAGAACCAGCUGGUGUCCCUGGUGAGGAAAAAGGACCAGUUCCUACAUCCUAUUGACCUCCACUUGCUCUUUAACCUCAUUAGUUCAUCCUCCUCAUUUAGAGAAGGAGAACACUGGACUCCCAUCUGCUUGCCCAAGUUCAACUCCAGUGGUUUUUUCCAUGCCCACAUAUCCUACUUGGAGCAAGACACGGACUUGUGCCUUCUCCUGAUCUCCACCGACCGUGAGGACCACGUUACCGUGUUUGACUGCAAGCGCAGGUUCCAAGAACGUCUGAAGAAGCGUGGUGUUUAUCAUGCCCUCCUGGAGGCACUGCGCACACCUUUCUACAGUGUUUCCCAAGUGGGAAUCCCAUAUCUCAGACACUUCAUCUACAAAUCCAAGAGUUCAGGGCUCUUCACCAGCCCAGAGAUUGAUGCCCCCUAUAUCACCGAGGAGGAGAAGGAGAGACUUCUGGGACUGUAUCAGUACUUACACAGCCGAGCCCAUAAUUCCUCCCGCCCUCUAAAGAACAUCUAUUACACUGGAUCUAAUGAAAAUCUCCUGGCUUGGGUGACUACUGCUUUUGAGCUCUAUGUGUGCUUCAGCCCACUGGGGACCAAAGCAGCAGCUGUCAGUGCUGUCAACAAACUUAUGAAGUGGAUCCGCAAGGAAGAAGACCAGCUUUUUAUAUUAACACCCCAGACUUACUGACCCUGGCCUGUGUGUGCUGUCUACUCAGUGGUUAUUGAGCUCCUACAACUCAGUGCCGGUGAAUGCCAAGGAGGGGCUUCCUCAUCCCUCUGGUGGAACUUUAAGGUAGAUUCUCUCUGAAGUCAAUUCAGUCCUCAACCAUGAAUAUGGAAGAGGAGAUGAAGAGUCUGGCCUGUGGGUUCUCUGCCUACAUUGAACACCUAAGGAGGAGACUUGGAUUUCACUUUGCUGUAGAUUUAAAAAAUCAAGCCUACUGGUAAAGAACUGAAAAACUGACCUACUCCCAUCAUAUGUGUAUUAUCCAAGACUCUGUCCUCCCUGGACAUAUAAUAUCCUUUCAGCUAUUUCCCACACUUCUUUUAAAGUCCAUUUUUAACAUUCUUGUCUUUACCCUCUACUAUCCUUUCUCUUCUAAGAAGUUUCACUUCAUUCUGAUGAUAGGCCAUAUUUUCUGGCACAGUUGACCAACACUUGGAUAAGAUUCCAAGUUCUCCUUUGUGUUCUUGGUGCAUCACACUUGAACUAUGCACCUGCUCAUAGCCACAGUCUGGAACGUUCCAGAGUUAUACCAAAUAUGGGGGGGGGGGGAGAGUGGGAAAUAGCUCCCCCAGUGGGUAAUACAACUCCUUGCCUCAUUCUUUUGUCAAAUUCUGCAAGAGCAGAUCCUUGGAAUUUCCUCUGAACUGUUCCUAUCCAAACACUUGUCUUCUCACUUUCUCCUUUCCUCCAUUUUUAGUAGUAGUAUUUCAACCUUUUACUUUUGCAUGUUCAUUUUCCUUGGUCCCACCCACCUCAGCCCUCUGGGAUGGGGUUGCCUUAUGGCCGCAGCCAUUAAAAUUACUUUCAAGUGUUGUG